This is a messenger RNA of Moneuplotes crassus, 658 nucleotides long. NCBI's taxonomy places the organism in Eukaryota, Ciliophora, Spirotrichea, Euplotida, Euplotidae. The record is from the annotation of a GenBank genome assembly.
GGAGGUAAAAUGGUAAAGGAUAUAACUCCAGAGCUCGCCCAAGCAGUCAUCAACGGAAAGUUUCUACACUGAAAAGACAUCCAUGAUCAUACUUGUGAAUAUGAAGCUAUCGAAAGAUUUUUCAAGGUGAUGAACAUUGCUUGGAAGUUUUACCUUCCAAUCCAUGCAAUCCCAACAUUAACUUUCCAGUUCAAGUUAUUAAAGAAGAGGCCAUUCCAAUUCAUGUAUAAGCUGAGCAAGAAUGUGCUUCGCUCGUGCCUCUUCUUGGCCACUUACAUAGCAGUGUUCAGGUACGGGCUCUGAUUUUUCAAAAAUCUAAGAGGAAAGAUUGAUAGAAGAGUAGUAAUCUACUCUGGAUUUAUCAGCGGAUUUGGACUCUGUUGGGAACCACAAGGUAGAAGAACUGAGCUUGCUCUGUACUUCUUACCUCGCUUUAUUGAAGCCUUCUGGGCUUGGUGUAAGAAGAGACAAUGGGUUACACCAAUCCCAUAUGGAGAAGUUAUCCUCUUCGCUAUCGCUAUGGCAAUUUUGAUGUACUGUUACCAAAACGAACAGAAAAAUAUCAAAAAGACUUACUUAUCCAUCUUCAAGUACUUCUGGGGAGAAAACUAAAGAUCCAAGUAAUCAACCAAUGACGUAAUAUUCAAUUUCAAAACAU